Molecule: messenger RNA, 1004 nt
Organism: Syzygium oleosum
Lineage: Eukaryota; Viridiplantae; Streptophyta; Magnoliopsida; Myrtales; Myrtaceae
Product: transcription repressor OFP8
Exons: 1
Coding region: 34-846 (270 amino acids)
Biological process (GO): negative regulation of DNA-templated transcription
Source: RefSeq, a predicted model, not a curated record
AUCUCUCUCUCUCUCCGUCUCCCUCUCUAAACAAUGAAUUUGCGAGCGAAGAAGCUGCGGUUCUCGCGCAUGUUCCGGCCCUCCUUCGCCGCCUCCUGCAGCUCGCGCACCAUCGCCCAAGUCAUCCACCGGUCCGUCCCCGUUCGCCGACCGCCCUCCUCGCCGCCCGAUUCCACCCGGACCAUCUUCAGCGACUCCGACACCGUCUCCCCCUCGACCUCGAACGACUCCCGGUUCCCGCGCCGAACCUCGUCCGAGCGGUAUCCGCCGUCCGUCCUCAGGGACGACGACCACCUCGGCCGCCGGUGCCCUCCUUCGACGCCUAUCACUCCAUUUGUCAGACGACUACCCCGGCCGCCGGUGCCCUCCGUCGGAGAAAUUAAUAACAGAAGUCGAGUCGAACACACCGAGAAGAAGGCGACGAAGGAGGAGGAGAAAGAGAAGUGCCCGUACAGCUCGUCGACCACGUCGCGGGAGGACUGGUUCAGCAGCGACGACGAGAGCGACGCGCGCCUCUCCUCCUCCCGCUCCCUCUCGUCGGACUCCUCCGAGACCCGCCGCCGGCGCCGGCGCCGGAGAAGGAGCGGCGCGGCCGGGGCCGGGGCGCCGCGGCUGGCCGGCAGGGAAAUCGAGGACAGCUUCGCGGUGGUGAAGCGGUCGAGUGACCCGCGGGGGGACUUCCGGCAGUCGAUGGUGGAGAUGAUAGUGGAGAAGGAGAUGUUCGGGGCGGAGGAGCUGCAGAAGCUGCUCGAGUGCUUCCUGGCGCUGAACUCGCACCACCACCACCGGGUGAUCCUGCAGGUGUUCGCCGAGAUAUGGGAGGUGCUGUUCUCGAGCCGGUCGUGAGGCCUGCAAUUUCUCUUUCGCAUGUUUCGUUUGUCGGGUGCUGUCGUGUGUAGAGAUAUGUAGUUAGUGUCCCAACUUGCAUUGACCCGAUUGAUCCAGCAGGAUCAUCAUCGUAGUUUUGCUUGUAUAUUCCUAUCAUCAUCUUUCCGAUUCUCGUA